UCCUAUCAGCAAUUAAUAACACAACAAUGGCUACUUACUCCUCAGUCCUCUCUCUCAGCCUUUGCUUCCUCGUUCUCUCCCACUGCUGUUUUGCUCAGCUCUUAGAGCAACAGCAACAGAACGUAUGGCAGAGACUUCAACAACAGCAACAACACCGCGCUCUCAGGUCGAAAACCGAGUGCCAAAUUGAGCGUUUGAACGCUCAAGAACCAACCCGGAGAUUCGAGUCUGAGGCCGGUGUUAUUGAGUUCUGGGAUGCUACACAUGAGCAAUUUGAGUGCGCCGGAGUUCAAGCCGUUCGCCAUCAAAUUAGGCGAAAUGGACUUUUGCUUCCUUACUAUACCAACACUCCUCUGCUCAUGUACAUUAUUCAAGGACGUGGUAUUCACUCGACUGUGAUACCGGGAUGUGCUGAGACAUAUGAAACAGAAUCUGGAGAAUCCAGAACCGGAGAAAGACGCCGGAGUUUCAAUGACAGGCACCAGAAACUCAGACGUUUCAGAGCUGGUGAUGUUCUUGCUUUGCCGGCGGGAGUCACUUUCUGGAUGUACAAUGAUGCCGAGGAACCAAUUGUCACUGUCUCACUUCUUGACACUUCCAACCACGCUAAUCAACUUGAUCUCACCUUCAGGAGCUUCUUCCUAGCUGGAAACCCACAGCGUGGAGUACAACAACAAUUCGUAGGAAGACAACAAGAAACAACAAUGCAAGAAAGGAGAUCAGAACAAGAGACAACAUCUAAAGGAGGCAACAUUUUCAACGGUUUCGACACUGAGAUUUUGUCGGAAGCAUUCAACGUCGACGUCGAAACCAUAAGGAGACUUCAAGGACAGAACGAAGAGAGAGGUGUAAUUGUGAGAGCAGAAGAGCUUCGUUUAACUCUACCUGAAGAAUCUGAACAAGAAGAACGAAGGGAACAACAACAAAGAGAAGGAGGAAGAUGGCCAUUGAAUGGGUUGGAAGAAACAAUAUGUACAAUGAAGUUCAGGGAGAAUAUUGGUCAUCCUUCUAGAUCUGACGUGUACAAUCCACGUGGAGGACGCGUCAGCACUGUUAACAGCUUGAGUCUUCCUAUUCUUAACUUUCUCCAACUCAGUGCUGAGCGAGGAACCCUCUACCGGAAUGCAAUAGUUGCACCACACUGGAACAUGAACGCCCACUCUAUCAUCUACAUCAUCAGAGGAAGCGGCCGAAUUCAGGUGGUGGGAAACGCGGGACGAUCAGUAUUCGACGACGAAGUCAGAGAGAAUCAGCUACUAAUUGUGCCACAGAACUUUGCCAUAGUGAAGAGAGCAGGCAAUGAAGGACUAGAGUACAUUGCUUUUAAGACUAAUGACAAUGCAAUGGUUAACCCACUGGCUGGAAGAUUAUCAGCACUUAGAGCAAUGCCAGAGGAAGUGUUAAUGAACUCUUACCAAAUUUCUAGGCAAGAAGCUAGGAGUUUGAAGUAUAAUAGGGAGGAGUUGACUGUUUUUGGACCAGGGUCUAGAUCUAGCAGGAGAGAAGAAUAUGCUUAGAAAAUGGAAAUAAGUGUAAUGUAAUGUUUGAAUCUUAUGUUGUGUUUUGCUAUGUUUUAAGUUGGGCCUUGUAUUAUAAGAGAAUAAAAUGGCUGAGAGUCUGGUUUUAAGAACUUGUACUGCGGAA
Messenger RNA from Nicotiana tabacum (common tobacco), 1644 nucleotides. RefSeq names its product 11S globulin seed storage protein Ana o 2.0101-like. Lineage: Eukaryota; Viridiplantae; Streptophyta; Magnoliopsida; Solanales; Solanaceae. Gene Ontology annotation, molecular function: nutrient reservoir activity. The record is from RefSeq and is a predicted model, not a curated record.